This is a messenger RNA of Salvia hispanica, 1983 nucleotides long. Lineage: Eukaryota; Viridiplantae; Streptophyta; Magnoliopsida; Lamiales; Lamiaceae. The record is from RefSeq and is a predicted model, not a curated record.
UUUAUAUAUCUUCCAUUUCCUUUAAUUCUGGCUCAACCUCACAAAUUGAGGUUAAAUAUUGAGUGAUUGAUACCUCCAUCCCUUUCACUCGCUCUACUUGAUUUCAGUUCACACAAAAAUUGGUGGAAGAAGCUUUGCUUUUUAUUGUUGGCUUAUAUAUAGACGUAUACAACUUGAAUGGGCUUGUGAAUUUAAGCUGACAUUCUCUGGAGCUGUGUUGGAACGAAUUCUCUCUACCUCUCUUAUAUUCUCCUUUGGAGAUUAAUGAUUCAGAACAUGCCUUUCAAGGAAUUCUUCACUGAAUAUGGUGAAGCAAAUUUAUAUGAAAUCCAGGAGGUUGUUGGUAAGGGAAGUUACGGUGUUGUGGCUGCUGCAGUUGAUACUCACACCGGAGAAAAGGUGGCUAUAAAGAAGAUAAAUGACAUUUUUGAGCAUGUCUGUGAAGCUACUCGCAUUCUUAGAGAGAUCAAGCUCCUCAGGUUGCUCAGGCACCAAGACAUAGUUGAGAUUAAGCAUAUCAUGUUGCCUCCAUGUCGGAGAGAAUUCAAGGAUAUCUACGUUGUGUUUGAGUUGAUGGAAACGGACCUCCAUCAUGUAAUAAAGACAAAUGAUGAUCUUACACCAGGGCAUCAUCAGUUCUUUUUGUAUCAGUUGCUUCGAGCUUUAAAAUAUAUCCAUUCAGCAAAUGUGUUCCACCGGGAUUUGAAGCCCAAAAACAUCCUUGCUAACGCAGACUGCAAGUUGAAGAUAUGCGACUUUGGGCUAGCUCGUGCAUCGUUUGGUGAUGCCCCAUCUGCUGUUUUCUGGACUGAUUAUGUGGCGACCCGGUGGUAUCGUGCUCCUGAACUUUGUGGUUCCUUCUUUUCCAAAUAUACCCCGGCUAUUGAUAUAUGGAGCAUAGGAUGCAUAUUUGCAGAAAUGGUCACUGGCAAACCAUUGUUUCCUGGGAAGAAUGUUGUCCACCAGUUGGAGCUCAUAACUGAUCUUCUUGGCACACCUUCUCUUGAAGCUAUCUCGAGGAUUCGAAAUGACAAGGCCCGAAGAUAUUUGAGUAGCAUGAGAAGGAAAGCACCUAUACCUCUGUCGCAAAGAUUCCCAAAUGUUGAUCCUCUGGCUCUCCGUUUACUUGAGCGCCUAAUUGCAUUUGAUCCCAAAGAUCGUCCGUCUGCUGAAGAAGCAUUGGCAGAUCCAUAUUUUUACGGGCUGGCAGAUGUGGAAGAUGAACCAUCAACACAACAUAUCUCAAAAUUUGAGUUUGAGUUUGAAAGAAGAAAUUUAACGAAAGAAGACGUGAGGGAAUUGAUCUACCGAGAGAUCUUGGAGUAUCAUCCCCAGAUGCUCCAGGAGUACCUCCGUGGCGCGGACCAGAUUCACUUUAUGUAUCCAAGUGGAGCUGAUCAAUUUAAGCAGCAAUUCUUCCGGCUCGAGGGACAAGCAGGAAAAGUCGGCAGUCCACCAAUGCGGAGGAGAUAUGCUUCCUUGCCAAGGGAACGUGUAUGCGGGCUCAUUGACGAGGACCCUGAUCGAAGUGAUUCCAGAAGUCGAGCCGUAGUGCCAGUUCCGCGUCCAGUCCUACAGAGUCCCAGGAACUCAUUGGAGAUGAAAAGAUCAGAAGCUCCAAAGGCCAGCACAAAGGCUAAAGGUGAUCAUAAAGUAUCGUGCUACAGCGCCCGUUGCUUGCUGAGAAGUGAUAGCAUCAGUGCUUCGAAAUGCAUUGGAGUGCAAGGACAAGACUACCUGUGAGGUGCAAUCGUCUCGUGUAUGGUAUACUUGUCAAUGAUCAUCGUGCACAAGGGUCAUGGAUCUGAAAGAUAGUUGUGCAAGAUUCUUGAUUUAUGGAUAGUUAGUUGUCCAAGAUUGUUGAUUUAUUGUUGUAACAUCAAGUGUGUAUCAUUUUGUUGUUUCAGUAUUUACAUUGUAAGUUGUAACCAGUGUCAUAUGAUGAUGAUGAUUGAUGAUACAUGAAAAAGAUUUGCAAUUCUA